Messenger RNA from Staurois parvus, 396 nucleotides. The record is from the annotation of a GenBank genome assembly. Lineage: Eukaryota; Metazoa; Chordata; Amphibia; Anura; Ranidae.
CUUUAUCAUAGUUGUACACAUGAGGGAAACCCAGUCUCUGUGUCCCCAUUGCAGGCUGAGAUUGUGUCUUCAUUUCCUUCUUUUCCUUCUUUUCAGUGCUGCCUAUCAGUGUGCAUCAGUGCCGCCUAUCAGUGCCCAUCAGUGCUGCCUAUCAGUGUGCCUAACAGUGCCAGACAGUGCCACUUAACAAUGCCACUCAGUGCCACAUAUCAGUGCCAGUCAGUGCCGCCUAUCAGUGCCAUAUAUGAGUGCUGCCUGUCAGUGCCCAUCAGUGAUGCCUGUCAAUGCCCAUCAGUGCCACCUACCAGUGCCACCUCAUCAGUGCCACCUGUCAGUGUCCAUCAGUGCAGCCUAUCACUGCCCAUCAGUGCAGCCUUAUUAGCGCACAUCAGUGAA